This is a messenger RNA of Podarcis muralis (Common wall lizard), 3534 nucleotides long. RefSeq names its product opticin (gene OPTC). The record is from RefSeq and is a predicted model, not a curated record. Gene Ontology annotation, molecular function: protein binding. NCBI's taxonomy places the organism in Eukaryota, Metazoa, Chordata, Lepidosauria, Squamata, Lacertidae. Gene Ontology annotation, cellular component: extracellular matrix. Gene Ontology annotation, biological process: bone development; collagen fibril organization; articular cartilage development.
UGCCGCAGGGCAAGGUCAGGCGGUCUCUGAAAGCACUGGAAGGUAUAGUAAUAAGGAGCUAAAGUGGAGGCUUUGAUGAGGAGUUGGAGCAGGAAAAAGCAGCAGCCAGAUUACUGAGAAGGCAGAGUUGGAAGCGUGGUGCUAGGAAGAAAAGCCUAGUGAGCAGAAAACAAUAUUGAGGCUCCUUAGGAUCUGGCUCUGCUGCAGAGAGUGGAGUCUGCUCCAGAAGGGCAAACCAACCUCAGUCUGCCCUCAGCCAACCCCUGCCUCAGAACACAAGAAGAGCCUAUUAGAUCAGGCACAGGAUGCAGACUGCAGCCUUGGUGGGCAUAAUAUCCGCCCUGGCUCUGGCUCUGGCUGUUCCACUGAAGGAAGAUGGAAAGAAGACGGAGAAGCACAGACCUGCCACUUAUGACAGUCUGGAUUUAGGCAACUAUGACCUCAACCUGGACAACUAUGGAGAGGUCAUCGAUCUCAGUAACUAUGAAGAGAACUACGAUUAUGGGGACCUGGCAUCAAAGAUUGAGGUUGGCACCCUGCCUCCUCCUACCAAGAGCUUGCUGGGGCCUCUGAGCACAACAACUGGGGCAACUGAAAUUCCACAAAAGAGCCCACCCACAUCCACGGCUGCCAGGCCUCAGGGACCAGGCCUGUUUGGGUCCAUAACAGAUCAGGGUCUUCCCACCUGUUUGGUCUGUGUGUGCAUCAGCACCUCUGUGUACUGUGAUGACUCUGAUCUAGAACACAUCCCACCUCUGCCCUUGGAGACCACAUAUUUCUAUGCCCGCUUCAACCACAUCAGCAAGAUUCAGGCCAGUGACUUCACCGGACUUGCAAAAUUGAAACGAAUUGACCUCACGAGCAACUUUAUUUCCUGGGUGGAUGAAGACGCUUUCAGGAUGCUGCCUUCCUUGCAAGAGCUUGUCCUCCCUGAAAACCAAUUGACUUCCCUGCCUGAGUUGCCCAGUUCCAUUGUGCAGCUGGAUGCCCGUUUUAAUGCAAUCCAGAGUGCAGGCAUUCAACCGGAAGCCUUCAAGGAUCUGAAGAAGCUGGAGUUCCUUCAUCUGUCUGACAACAAACUGGACUACAUCCCCAUGCUGCUGCCUGAGAGACUGAGGUCUUUGCAUCUACAGAACAACAACAUCCAGACCAUGCACGUAGACACGUUCUGCGACAGCAGGGACCACAGCCACAUCCGCCGGGCUCUGGAGGACAUCCGCUUGGACGGCAACCCCAUCAACCUGAGCCUCUUCCCCAGUGCUUAUUUCUGCCUGCCUCGCCUGCCCACAGGCCGCUUCUACUGAAUGGAGCAGCAACCAUUCACCUCCGGUUGGCACCAUAAGCCUAAGGGGAACAGAUUUCAAGAGAAAGUGACCCUGGUAUUAAUUUCACUGCCAGGAAGAUAGUGAUGCUGCUGGACUGCUCCCUUGGACUGCCUCCUCUUUCUCCCUUUUUCAACUUACCGUAGUCCUUCUCAUUUACUUGAGUAUAUCUAGUGCUGGGCUGCAUAAGCACCAUUAAUCCUUGAUCUGCCAGUGCUGGGAAGAAGAAUCAAUGACUCUAGUGCUAUUUUUAAAAAAUUAAGCAUUCACUCAGUACAUCUUCUCCUUCUCCUUUAAUCCUAAUGUGCAACUGUCAAGAUACUUGCUAGAAAAGAUUGACAGAUCAAUUGAGGUUCCUUUUCUGAGACUCCACCUUGCAAUUUCCUUCCAUGAAGCAACGGCUCUGUGCAGCUUUUUGACUUGGUAUCCUAUUCUAAAGCAUCUUCUUCAAGAUUCACAACUAGUCCAGUUCUGGAUCCCUGGGUUGCUCUGUAGCUGACCUUCCAUUCUUGAUUCCCCACCACCACCAAACUCCCCCAGCCUGACACCACCACCUGCUGCUAUUGUAGUUUGGGGACUUUUUGCACUUUUGCAGAUGCCCCCUCUGGGUCCUGACCUUUCGACCCUCUUUAUUCUGGCAGAGUAUCUGCUGCAUAUUAAUUGUGCUGCACAAUAACACAGCCUUCUGUGCAAAUCAGGGCCUCUUGUGGAGGAUGCAGCUGGUGUGCUUCCAAGCCCACAUGUAGGCUUGGACCAACACACAGGAGAAUUUGUCUAAGGCUCAGAUAUUACAGAAUCAGCACAAUGUGGGAUGUCUUUGCGGGUCCCAGGCACUCCAUCCUUCGCUUCUGGAUUUGUGCAUGAAGGGUAAGUUGUAAGAAAGCACAGUUUGUAACAUUUCACAACAUCGUGGUUGAUGGAGGGGCCCAGUUGUUAAGGUGUCAACCUUGACUUCUAAUUUCCUGGUUUUGUUGAGUUUGAGUCAACUCAGGAAUUAAACCAGCAUAUAUAUUUUUAAUCCUUUAAUUUUCCUGGUUUUUGAAAAGCAAAUGUAUUGAAAUAUUAGGGUCUCUUAAACAUGAAAGUAGCUUUUUUGCAGGAAUGAUUUUUUUGAAUGUAAUUGUUAGUUCUCGUUGUAUGGCUGAAAAGGGGGGGUGGCUGUGGGAGCAGGAGGAGUUCUGUGGUUACAUGAGGUGUGUGGUAGUAAAGCAUGUAUUGUACGGUUGUGUUGCGUUGUGUGGUUAAGGGCUGUGUGAGUGAUUGCUGUGGAGGAUGAUUGCAAGGAAUGUGAUUGUGUGGAAUUUUGUCUUAUCAGAAGGCUGCAUUGUUGCAGUGGUGGGUGGGGCUACAUGGUAUGUCAUUGAUUGGUCAGUUGCAAAGUGUGUGUGGUGCUCACAAAAGUUUCUCAAGUUUCCAAAAGUGCCCUGGGCCCCCAAAACAUUGGUGCCUCCGUGUCACUAUUAUAUUCCAAAACUAAAGAAAUACUUAUUGCACAUGGAAUCCAUUAGGUGGCUCUCUCUUCAAACACUGUAAUCCUGGCAAAAUUCAUGCUUCAAAAUUCAAUUUGUACAAACACCACCUUAUUUCUCCAGUAGUUGCUGCCAUAGAUUUUAAUGCAGGAGGAAAAUAUUAGUAGCUUUUGAACCCCUGUUGCAUGCAUGAACACACACUCAAACUGGAUCAGGACCACAAUUGCCUAAAAGGUUAAAGCUGUCUCUAAGCCAUCUCCAGCUUUAAAAAACAACAGCUGCUUUUAAAGGCACAUAUAUGUUGUUCACAUAACAUGCAAUUUGGCCCUAAAUGUGUGAUAAUGGAGCAGGUCGUAAUUGCUUAGUGCUGUGAAGAAAACACUUGGCAUGUGCUCAGAUGCACUAUGUGGUUGUGGCAGGCUACAGUGGAGGGAGAGUUAAGAUCUGGUCCCAUUGUGGUCAGGCAAAGUGAUUAGGUCUAUUGGCUCCUCUUCUCCCUGAACUGCUUCUAUUCCAGCUGGAUUAUUGCAAGACUUCAAGAAUGGAUGCCUGAGUCUGCUUCUUUUCUGCCUCCUUUUACCCAUUUUUAUUGUGUCUUGUAGACUGAAAGCUUCUUAGCUUGUUUUUAAUUAUGUUAUCAACGUUGCUAUGGGAGGUUUUAAUAUGUUCUGGAGCCUUCUAAUUAAUGGUAUACGUGUGCAAUCGUUUGAUUAAAAUAAAAUACAAACUAAAGUGAAAAUUAA